Molecule: messenger RNA, 1282 nt
Organism: Daktulosphaira vitifoliae (grape phylloxera)
Lineage: Eukaryota; Metazoa; Arthropoda; Insecta; Hemiptera; Phylloxeridae
Product: trimethylguanosine synthase-like
Exons: 2
Coding region: 713-1282 (189 amino acids)
Biological process (GO): 7-methylguanosine RNA capping; 7-methylguanosine cap hypermethylation
Cellular component (GO): nucleus
Molecular function (GO): RNA cap trimethylguanosine synthase activity
Source: RefSeq, a predicted model, not a curated record
UAGAAGAUAAAUUUAAAGGAACUCCGAUAAUUGAAACCGAAAAAGAGCCCUCAAAUACUAAUACGAACAUUUCAUUAAUGAAUAAUGAAAUUGAACCCGUCAAAAAACUAAACCCAGAAAUUGUUACGAAAACUGAAAUUGAAAAAAUGACCACUAAAACUCCUACAGAGACUUCUGUAAAAGCUGUUAAGUCUUAUAACUCAGACUUAAUACAGUUCAAAAACAAUAAUUCAACACAACCAUUUGAAAUAGUGCCAGGAAAUAUAAUUACUACAAAUCAAGAAAACCGCACCUUAAUAGAAAAUUCACUCAAAUUUAAUAGAAUACAGUCUAAAAAUUUAACAGAAAAUAUUAUAACAUCUAACACUAACAGUACGUUGCUAUGUAAAAAAACUGAACUUUUUACUCCAAAAGGCCUGGAAAAGACUAAAAUGAAUGGAAAUUUACAACGAGAAAAUAAUAACAACAAAAAUUCCGCAAUUAGAACUCGGCCUAAUGACAUUAAAAAACAUUUAUGGGAUAAGAGGUAUUUAUUGUUUUCAAAAUUCGAUGAAGGAAUCAUGAUGGACAAUGGUAAUAAAAUUAUUAUUUCAACAAACUUAAAUGUUUUACUUUAUUUGACGUUUUUUUUUUUUUAGAAUCAUUUUAUUCAGUAUGUCCCGAAAUCUUGAGUACACACAUAGCGUUAAGAUGUCCAGGCCUACACGUCGCUAUGGAUCCGUUUUGUGGUGCUGGUGGUAACGUCAUCCAAUUGGCCAAAAGAUACAAACAAGUAAUCGCUGUGGAUAACGAUGCUAAUAAAUUGGAAUUCGCGAAAAGAAAUGCUGAGAUUUACGGAGUCAGAGAGAAGAUUACAUUUAUACUGGGAGAUUUCUUUGAAAUCGCAGAAUCCUUAAAAAAAUAUAAGCCACAGGUAAUAGUGACUUCUCCUCCAUGGGGCGGCCCUUCGUAUAAGAAACAUAAAAUUUACAGUCUCGAAAAGCAUAUGUGUAGCAACUACGAAGGAGGCGGUAAAAAACUCUUCGACCUGUUGAGAAGUAUUGCUCCCAAUGUAGCACUUCACAUACCUAAAACUACAGGUCGAAACGAGUUGAUACAAUUUGGCAAACUAUUCGAUCUAAACAUGGAAAUUCAGCAUAAUUAUAUUGACAAUAGAUACGAUUCCAUCACUGCGUUUUUCGGCCGCUUUUUCAAUAUGAACACUAAAUACUUAUCCAACGACAAUAAACUUUACACUAAUAAAAAAUUCUUGAAGUAUCCAGAAUCAGCUGAAUACUAUUAA